Manduca sexta (tobacco hornworm) is the source of this 540-nucleotide messenger RNA. RefSeq lists its product as uncharacterized. The record is from RefSeq and is a predicted model, not a curated record. Bases 1 to 540 code for a protein of 179 amino acids. Gene Ontology annotation, molecular function: catalytic activity. Lineage: Eukaryota; Metazoa; Arthropoda; Insecta; Lepidoptera; Sphingidae. The transcript has a single exon.
AUGGGCGAUCUCCUCAGGACUGGUCGUCCUAAAUCGGGGUCGGAGGACACGUGCGUGCGGCACAACGGGGGUUCGGUGGUGGACAUCACGUUCGCCACCCCGGACCUAGCCCGCCGUGUCCAGGGCUGGAGAGUCCUGGUGGAGGAGGAGACGCUGUCCGAUCACCGGUACAUACGGUUCAGUGUCUCCACUCCCCGGACCAACCAGCCCAGCAACAGUGGAAGUUUGACCUCCCGACGAUGGGGCGGCCAGCGUUGGGCCGUUACGCGGCUCAACCGGGAGGCCGUGAAGGAAGCCGCUCUUGUUCAGGCGUGGUUCCCUGUACCGGCAGGGCCGGUGCGGGUCGAAGAGGAGGCGGAGUGGUUCGGGGGCAAUGUCGCAAAUCUGCGACGCGGCCAUGCCCCGGGCCCGAUGCCUCCCUCCGAAGCGACAGGUGUACUGGUGGUCGGCGGAGCUCACCCAGUUACGCGCGUCCUGCAUGGCUGCGCGCCGUCGACUCGCCAGACACCGCCGCCGUCAUUCCCGUCCGCCCGGCGAUGA